AUGCGCAACUCUAUUGAAUCUCCUUUGCGCUGGUCUCUGGUGUUUAUUUAGGGCGGAAGUCUCAAGUGCGGAUCCGGAGGCGCCUAGGCCGCCUCCCUCCGCCGUCUAACCCCAGGCGGACGGCUUUUUCUCUUGACCCUCCUGGAACCUUGGCCAGCUAGGGUUUCCCUCUGAGGCCUCCGUCGGGCAUCGUGGGCCGGAAACAUGGCUUCCUCCUUCCAUCUGGAUCAUUUGAAAAAUUACCGCAGAAGAUUUUGCCGGCCUUCCAGAGCCCCCAACAUUAAUACAAGACAAGGCCAGAAUGUGCUGGAAAUCUUACAAGACUGUUUUGAAGAACAAAAUUCUACAGAGUCAUUGCUUUGUACCACUCCUAAAGCAAAAGAUAAUUGUAAUCAGUCAGCAGGCAAAGAGGCAUCACAUUCAGAAUCAGUACCAGUUUCUUCAAGGAAGAAAGGCACUUUGAAGGUUGCUGCAGAACCAAGUGAAGCUGCUUGUGGAUCAGUUCAGGCUAAUGAAGUUCAUCAGAAAAUUCUGGCUACUGAUAAUGUUUCUAAAAGUACCGUGGACUCAAACAGCAUGUCGAGUGAAAAAACAAAUGGUCACCACAGGGCCACCAAUGAUAACUUUUGCUUAUCCCGUGGCUCCCCUGUGGUUCUUUUGGAUGCAAAAACAUCUGAAUUGCAGAAUGUUAUUUCAUCUCUUGGACAAAGGAGGGUGACUUCUGUCUUAAGAAAUUCAGUAGAUAAGAAAUCUUCAAAUACAGACAUUUCUCUUAAAACCAGGAAAAGGCUAAACUUUGAAGAUAAAAGUAUUUUGAACCAAGCAGAAAUAGUGAACAGUGUAUUAGAAGUAGAGGAUAACAUAUCAGAAGGACAAGAAGAGAUAUCAUCAGGAACUUUCCAGGAAAGAGGACAAGAUCUGAGCUAUGAAAUUCAACAACGAUCUAAAAAGAGUUUUUCAGCAUUGUAUUUAGAAGCUGUCAAGAGGAAAAAUGAAUCUAGUUCCAUUGUUAGGCAUACAGCAGCACUUCCUCUUUCAUCUCCUCCAAAUGAAGCGAAAUUAUUAGAAGAUGAAUUUAUUAUUGAUGAGUCGGAUAGAAAUUUUGCCAGUCAACCUUUGGUGACAAUACCAAGAAAAGGCAGACAUCUGAGACACAACUUGCCAUCCUCUGAAAACAUUGUAACUCCUGAAGAUAAGAAGUUAAGAGAAAAACCUACAACUGUGAUAAGUGAUUCACAGCCUCAGAAAUCUCCCUCAAUAGGGAAAUCUCAACCCCCUGUUGAAAACAUCCUCGGGACUAGUUGUACAGAUGAAUUAGAAAGUGAUUGUAGAUCUACAGAAAAUAAAAUGCAUUCUGAGAAUGCCAAAAAAACAUCUGGAUGCAAAAGGACUGUAAGACAGAAGCAGAGAAGAGUAUCAAAGCCUAAUGUAGUUGAAGAGAAGCUUAAUGUGGGACAGGGUAAAAAGGGAAAGAGGAAUAUGUCAAAUAUUGGCCAAGACAAGUUACAAGUAAAUUCAAAAAGAACUAAGAAAGACUGUGAAGAUUCGAGAAAUGAGCCUACUCCCAAGAAACAGAUGCCCCCUAUUGAAAACAAGAAAAACCAGCAUAGCAACCCAAAAGAUAGGAAAAAAUCCGGAAAGAAAUGUUUUUCUGGUGAAUCCAGGAAUACAUUUGUGCCUGAAGAAGUGUCUGUGAGUGUCAGGAGAAGUCAUAGAGUUUCUCAGCAUCCAUCUGAGUGGUGGCUGGUAAAACCAGAGAAAGGUUCUGUUGAUAGAAGUUCUUCAAGAGCAAAUGAAUCGUUAGUGGUGCAUCGCAAUAGAAAAAAACGGACUAAGAAAAAUCAGUUAUCUAAGAAUGCUGGGAAAAAGCCUCUUCCAUCAAAAAGACAGAAGACAGAGAACAGCUCAAGAGUACAGAAGUCUUUAAACGUUAAGGGUUCUAGAGAAAGUGUUAGUAGUCAUGAUGAAAUUUCUGGAAACCAGAGUAAGCCAUUGGAAAACAACGAGGCAGACCUAACUCUGAAGAGAAGUCUUAAUAUUUCUGGACCUACAGGAGGCUCUAAGCAUCAAAGCAGUAUUAUGACUUCACAGAAUAUUCAUUUAAAGUCUCAUACUGGGAAAUAUACAACUAGAUCAAUGGAGUCUAAUUCAGGUUCAGGAGAGCCUAAAAAUUCAAUUUGGGAAGAAAGUGGACCUUCCAGGUUCAAGGAUUGUGUAUUAUCUGGAAGCAAUAAUUUUGGAGUGAGUGAUGAAAAGGAACAGGAGAGUUUGGAUUUAAGAAUAAGUACUUCUAAUGAGCUACCAGACACAAAUAUACAUCACAAAUUAGUACUGCCGUCUAAUUCACCAAAUGUUCGUAGAACAAAGAGAAUACGUUUGAAACCUCUGGAAUAUUGGCGAGGGGAACGGAUAGAUUAUCAAGAAAGGCCAUCAGGAAGAAUUGUGAUUGGAAUAGUAUCCCCAGCUCCAGUAUCACCCAAAAGAAAGGCUAAAGGAAACCUGGGCAAAGUCACCAAAAAAGCUAACAAGAAAUGGAUCCGUCCUGAGAACCAUGAAAAGGAUAGGUUAGUGGUGAAUCUGGAUAUACCCCUAGGAGAUCCCUUUCAGGCAACAUUGGCAAAGGACCCAGAAACAAGGGAGAUUAUCCCUAUGGAUCUUAUAAGACCACGAGAUACAUACCAGUUUUUCGUGGAGCAACAUGGUUUGAAAGUUUUUAAAACAUUGGAUACAGCAUUUUUUUCUACUGGAAAAUUGGUUUUAGGACCCUAUGAAGAAAAAGGAAAGCAGCAUGUUGGCCAAGAUAUAUUGGUUUUUUAUGUUAACUUUGGUGAACUUUUAUGUACCUUACAUGAAACACCAUAUAUGAUAACUACUGGUGAUUCAUUCUAUGUUCCUUCAGGUAAUCAUUACAACAUUAAAAACCUCUUGAAUGUGGAAAGUUGUCUUCUUUUUACUCAAAUAAAGAGAUGAAAUAAGUGUAUCUGUA
Cricetulus griseus (Chinese hamster) is the source of this 2986-nucleotide messenger RNA. The record is from RefSeq and is a predicted model, not a curated record. Lineage: Eukaryota; Metazoa; Chordata; Mammalia; Rodentia; Cricetidae.